Messenger RNA from Vigna angularis (adzuki bean), 1267 nucleotides. RefSeq names its product glucan endo-1,3-beta-glucosidase-like. The record is from RefSeq and is a predicted model, not a curated record. Lineage: Eukaryota; Viridiplantae; Streptophyta; Magnoliopsida; Fabales; Fabaceae. Gene Ontology annotation, molecular function: hydrolase activity, hydrolyzing O-glycosyl compounds. Bases 69 to 1097 code for a protein of 342 amino acids. The transcript has 2 exons. Gene Ontology annotation, biological process: carbohydrate metabolic process. Gene Ontology annotation, cellular component: plasma membrane; cell wall.
ACUUUUGAAGCCUAAAUUGCAAUUCCCUCUUCUCUUUCUUCUUCCUUAUAACAUUAUUCUCAUCAUAUAUGGCUCCAUCUCACUCUUCCAUCACUUAUACACUCAUUCUCUUUAUGCUUCUAUUCACUAAUUCACUCAUAACAGAAGCACAAUCUGGAGUAUGUUAUGGAAGAGUUGGCAACAACUUGCCAUCUCCCAGUGAAGUUGUGGCACUAUACAAUCAACACAACAUACGCAGGAUGAGAAUCUACGAUCCAAAUCCACAAGUUCUUGACGCUUUGAGAGGUUCCACUAUUCAGUUACUGUUAGACAUCCCAAAGGAUAAGCUUCAAAAUCUAGCAGCUAGCCAAGACAAUGCAAACAAAUGGGUGCAAGACAACAUUAAAAACUAUGCCAAUGUCAGAUUCAGAUACAUUGCAGUGGGAAAUGAAGUGAAGCCUGAUGAUUCAUCUGCACAGUUUGUGGUGCCUGCAAUGCAAAACAUUCAGAGAGCCAUUUCUGCAGCAGGCCUCGGAAACCAAAUAAAAGUUUCCACUUCCAUUGAGACUGGUGCCUUGGCAGAAUCAUUCCCUCCAUCAAAAGGCUCCUUCAAGUCUAAUUAUAGAGCUGCAUAUCUUGAUGGUGUCAUCAAAUUUCUAGUGAACAAUAACUCCCCAUUAUUGGUUAAUGUUUACACUUAUUUCAGUUACAUUAACAACCCUACUGACAUUAGUCUUGAUUAUGCACUUUUCACCUCUCCUUCGGUGGUGGUGAAUGAUGGUUCACUUGGUUAUAGAAACCUUUUUGAUGCAUCGGUGGAUGCUGUUUAUUCUGCAUUGGAGAAAGUAGGGGGAGGCUCAGUGAACAUAGUUGUGUCUGAGAGUGGAUGGCCCUCUUCUGGUGGGACUGCAGCUUCACUUGCCAAUGCUAGAACACACAACACAAACUUGGUUCAGCAUGUUAAAAAUGGAACCCCAAAGAGACUUGGUAAACCUAUUGAAACAUAUGUGUUUGCCAUGUUUGAUGAAAAUGAGAAGCCGAAUCAAGAAUUUGAGAAAUUUUGGGGGCUCUUCAAUCCAACUACUAAACAGCUCAAAUACUCUAUUAAUUUGAAUUAGUUAAUAGAAGCAAUGUUUAUAAGAAAUAAGGGCUAUGAUUCCAAAUAAAAUGAUUCUGCGAGUGUCCUAGAUGAGGCAGGUUUAUGUAUGGAGCUUUAUGUCAGCUGGAAUUAUUACCCAUCUAUUAGCAGACUUUGUUUUCAGUAAAACUUUUCUUAUCCAUUGGCAUA